UUACUGUCGCGUUACAGUAGGAUUAUAUAUUAAGUAUUCAUAAAUAUCUCUUUAACCACUUAAAUCAUCAGAUUUCAACUUUUUUAUUAGCACUUUCUAGGGAGGUCAAGAGGUUGAGAAUUCGCAUGUAAUGUACCGUACUUGCUGCUAGAACGAAUUAACGUUACUAUUUUUAUUUAUUUAUUCAUUGGUAUUGUGAAUUUCCUCUUGCAAUAGAAAUGUGGAUGGUGCAUCACCUUUUUAUAUACCUUGGUGCUGUUUGAUUACCGUAUACACCGUUUGUAUUGAGAAAUAACACAAUAUGGCUGUGAAUGUCAGAAGAGGUUUGGAGAUCCCAGAGCCAUCAGAUUACAGCAGCUGUGAAGAUGAUGAUAUGACUUAUUUCACAGAUCUGAAGCAGCCUGAUAAUAAUCUACCUGAGUCUGCGAGAGUGAUCAAUAAGCUGUUAAAUAACCUUGUUGACAAUGCAUGGGACGUUAUAUCACAGCAGGAGAACAUCAAGAGGGAUGAACAAGCAGCAAGACAAAUCCCUGUGCUGAGUGCUACUAAAGAAAUGAAGCUUCCAGGCAGAACUAAUAGCAUUGUGUGCUCUGAGGAUGGACUUUACCUGUUUCUGGGUCACAUUAAUGGUCUGUCAGUCAUCAGUACAUUCACUCUCACCUGUGUAAGAACGUGGCAAGAUGAAAGAGUGGAGCUUACCAGCAUCUCUUGUGCCUCGCUGGGAAAUGCCACACACCUCUUAUGCACAGUGGAUGACAUGGGUAUUGCGCGGCUUUUUGUGCAUCACAUGGAGAAUAUUUAUUUAAUUAAAGUCAUCAACGAAACUGAAGAUAUAAACCAAAGAAACAUCUGUGCAAAAUUUGAAGUGUCUAGAAGUGGGGACUUUGGAGCUGCAGUCAUGACAUGUAAAUUUCCUAUUAAAAUAUGGAAAUGUAAUAUAAAACUAAAAAUAACUGAUUCAUUAAUGCUGUUAUGGUGUAUUUUCAAUGAAGUCAGUGGAUCUGUUUGGCUGGAUGUCUAUCGCUUCCCACAAGAUGUGUGGAUCAAAGAGCUGGAAACCAAACAGGCUACACAAACCUCACAGACCACAGAAGCCAAAUUGUCACCAAUAGUCUUACUCAUGAAGAUCAAACCUCCAGAAAUCCCUGCAGGAACCUCUCUGAAAAGUCCAUCUGAGGUCCUGCAGAAGACAGAGGAAGGCACUAUAAUAGGCUCAGGCCAAAAUCACCUCAUUAGUAGUCGUCAAUGGGAAAACCAGGAUGCGGCAUUCAGGAAAGUUUUCAUGAAGUACCUCAGCUCCAGCUCUGUGAGACCACCACAGCAAAAAUCAGAAGGUCCAAGCAACUGUACUUGUCACUUCUUACUGCGUGAGGGGUUUCAUUCAAUGCCUGGGGAAGCGAAGGCAGCUAGAGAUAUUCCCAUUGCUGUGUGCCUGUGGUGGAAUGGCAGUCACAAUCUCUUACAUUAUCUUCUGUUGAAGACCCCUAAAGAGAAGGACAGUGAACCCAGACCAGAUGUUUUGUGGCCCAAUUCUCAAGAAAUCCUCUGCUCUGCCGUCAGUGCCUGCACACGGUUCAUUGUUCUUGGGCUUGACAGUCAACUAGUUACUAUAUGGGACCGACGGUUUGGGUAUCCAUAUGCCAAUAUUGUGAUCCCAGGAGACAGCGCCAUUUGCAGGAUGAAACUCCUUUUGCAGAGUCAAUUGCCAGUCACUCAACUCUUUCAGGGUCCUUUUUUACCCACACUACAGUUAGUGCUCACUUGCAGAAAUGGGGCAUGCUACAGUGUGACAGCGGGCAGAGGAGGAGACACAUGCACUGUUGCACUUAUUGAAAGACCUGCAGGCCAAGGCAGUUCUGUCACUGUUGCUGAAGCUGUGCCCUUCCUGAAGCGUCUGAUUUUGUUGAUGCAGAGAAAUGGGCAAGUAUCCAUAUGGGAAACGGAGGAUGAGGCACCAGUAUCUAUCUUAAACCUGCCUACAACUCAUGUGCUGGGAUCACUCAGGGAACCUGUGUAUCUGCUUGAGCCCGUCCAACAAAAACUGUAUAUUACAGGUGACAGAAAAACACCUUUGGUGAAGAUGACUGAUAGGAAAGAGGAUGAGAGCUCUCUCUUCAUCUUCAGCUUUUCAGAAUGCUUAUUGGUGGAUCUAUAUCGUGUCACAAGUCCAGCUGUAAGUGAAAAAGAGCCCAGAGCCACUCUCUCAGAUUUGGAGGAGGCCUGCAACCUUUACCUUCAGGAAAGAGCUGAUUCUUGGAAAGAGAGGAACAGAAAUUUGCCUUUCCAAUGGGAGCAGCUUUCGAAGCGUGGUAUUAAAUGAAGCUUCACAUACUACAAAGAGAUCCAGACAUGCCAUGCUGACAGACUUUUUUUUAAUAUAUAUAUAUAUAUUAAUGUGGAUCAAAUGCAUGCAUUCAUUCAUCAAUCAGCCAGAGAAAAUUGUACGAUUUAACUUUUAAUGUCAUAUUUUUAAAAAUACCAUUGAAUACUGUACAUUUAAAAUUCAAAUGAAAGUUCAUUUCAGUUUGGGUUUAUGAGGAGGUUACAUGUCAUUUUUCACAAGAAGCUAUUCUUCAUGAAACCAGGCCAAUGCAAAUGUGUUUGUAUAUGCACAUAUCCUAAUAUAUGUUUAUAUAUACGUGCACUUGAUUAAGCUUAUUGUGACUUGAUUCUAGCGUUUUUCCAAAAUGUACAGCUCAGUUGCAGUAAGUAGUUGUUAUCUUCUUAACAAAGGUCAAGUAAACAAAAUUCAGUAUAUUUGUUAGUAUAUCUGUUAUGCAGUCUCAUAGUCUGUUCUGAAGUCAGAAAAUGUUCAUAUAAUAUCACAGCUAAUCAUGUCUCCCACACAUUAUACUGAAUGUCAACACAAUUUAUCUGGUUUUAUUGUUCUUAUGUAUUUCAUAAGACAGGCCAUAGGCACUGGUUUUCAGAUUUGCUCUACUUAAGUCUUUUCCAGUAAGCGGAUCUUUUCACGAUUUGUACAUUAGUACCGUUUGUGCUGCACAUCAAUUUAAUUGAAUUUGAGCUGCAAUAUUAAUCAAUGUAACUAGAUUUUCCUUCCUCAGGGUUCCAUUCCAAGUUAUUCAUUAUUCAUUUCAUUUAUACAGUUUUUAUUUAAUUUUUUAUUUGUUCUUCUUUAAUUGGACUGCCGAUGGUUAGUUGAGAGGCUGUAUCAUGAUUUUUGUGAGGUUAUGGAACAUUGAAUGAGUCACAGCCUGUAUAUUCAUGAGCUGUAUAAAU
Onychostoma macrolepis is the source of this 3240-nucleotide messenger RNA. RefSeq names its product WD repeat domain 93 (gene wdr93). The record is from RefSeq and is a predicted model, not a curated record. Gene Ontology annotation, biological process: electron transport chain. Gene Ontology annotation, molecular function: protein binding. Lineage: Eukaryota; Metazoa; Chordata; Actinopteri; Cypriniformes; Cyprinidae.